ACGCUUUAUCAUGUCAAAUAUACUGGAUAGUCCUUUCACUAUAUUAAGCUGUGCUUUAGGAGUUUCUGGGUGGAUCGUUACAUUUGUUGGUCUGUGCGCUUCCUUUGCAUUCACGCAGUCAAUGUCUUGGUGGGUGGUAAGCUACGAGUUUUUUGUGGUUUUGAUGGCAUGUGUAGUAUUCUGGUCAAACUCGAUUCGAAUUUACUAUCCCGUUGUGCUUACAUUGAUUGCUAUCAGUGUUCCUUAUACCACGGGUGAGGUACUCAUGUAUAUCUCUGCUGGAAAACCAUCCUUAUCAGCAGCUGCUUCUGGCUAUAUUAUACUCAUGUUGACCCAAUUUAUGUGGAUAUUUUUAUUUGGAAUACAACACGAAGCUUCGGUGCUACGAUCAUUCAGCGAUUUGAAUAACAAUCGUUAUCAUAGUCGUGUCUAUAGUUCUGGUAACCCAUAUCAAAAGGAAAAUGGAGGUGCGGUUUUUAUUAAUAACCCAAUCAUGGAUGCAGCUGGUCCCAAUUAUCCCACACCAAUUCCUACACAAUCGUCUUAUCUAUCUGGAUCUCAUGAUCGUAUGGUUUCAGUUCCAAUGUAUAUGAGUCCUCCUACUCAAAACACCAUCUUUCUGUCUCCAAAUACUGACUAUUUAAUACCAGUAACAGCCAUUCACAAUUAUGUUGCAAAUAAGGAAGAUCCAAAUGAGCUAUCAUUUUCAAAGGGCGAGGUAUUAUAUGUUCACGAAAAGAAAGGCAGUUGGUGGCAGGCCAAGAAAUCAACAGGCGCUGUUGGAAUGAUUCCCAGCAAUUACGUAAGUAUGAGUUUUUUUUUUUUUUUUUUUUUUUAG
Molecule: messenger RNA, 838 nt
Organism: Mucor mucedo
Lineage: Eukaryota; Fungi; Mucoromycota; Mucoromycetes; Mucorales; Mucoraceae
Exons: 4
Coding region: 11-838 (275 amino acids)
Molecular function (GO): protein binding
Source: RefSeq, a predicted model, not a curated record